AUGAAUCUAUCCGCCAAACCAUGCGACAACUUUUACCUCUACGUGUGCGGUCAGCGAGACCCGAGGCUGUCUGUGCGCAGAAUAGUGUUAGAAGACUUCAUUGUCACCUUUGUGACCUCCGCCGUUGCGGCAGGGACAGGGGACGCAAACCAGACCGUUGGCCGAAAGGCCAAGGAUUUCUUGAAGACCUGCCACGACGUCAUCGCGACCAGCGUUGACAACGUAUUAUGGGUCAAGGAGAUGAUGGCGGCGGCCAAGCUGUCGUGGCCUUACCUGGGGAGGGAAAACGACGCGAUCCACAGUCUUGUGCACAUGGCCGUCUGCUGCGCUUGGCCCAGUUUUCUCGAGUUUACGCAGGCGAACGAGUCAGGGGGGAUAUUGAUGGAACCGUCGCCGUACCGGGACGCACACUUACAACGACGGCGGCGAGAUCUGGACAACGAUGCGCUAGGCGAUGUGUACGAAAAAUACUAUGGUAUUCUUCUCCAGCACUACGCAAGUGGUAGUGGCGGCAGCGUCGACCUGAGGGAAAUGAUACGGCUAGAAGAACCUUUUAAUAUUCUCACGACAGGGGAAGGCUGGCCGGAGGAGAGCGCGACUACUUACAAAUGGCGGGACAGCCGCGCGUGGAAACGUGUAUUGACAAAGCUGGCAGAGACGUUUCAUACCACAAACAACGUCCAAGUCAUGACGGCACAUACGGCGUACCUGGACCGACUUCUGGAACUGUCUUUCCAGAAUGAGAGCCAAGUGGUACUCGUGUUGGGCUGGCACGUCGUCCAGUACAUGGCUCCGUUUAGCAACCGAGAUCUGGCGAUCAAUCACUACACCGGUCGCAAAGACGCAGCCACCCCUAUACACUACAAUUACUGCCUCUUCCUUACCAACAGCGUGACGGGCAUCGGCUGCAUCGCGGACUUUGUCCGUGAGAACUUCACCGACAACGUCGAGGCCGACGUGGGCCAGCUGGCGACAGCCGUGCGACGUAUCCUGCUGGGCAACGACUCGCUGGCAUACCCGUACAAGAAGCUGGACACCGUGCUCAAGUAUUUCGAGAAGGCCCGCUCCCGCGAGCUCGACAUGGCAUACGAGAAGGUUCCCCCCAUGGGUGCGAACUUUGCCGAGAAUCUGGCGAGGACCACGGUGGCGCUGCGCCCUUCGUUCGAGACUGUGGUCCGCGGCAUUCCGUCAAGGGCGUACCUAAGCGAGUCGUUCUAUACGUACGACGGCCGCGACUACUCACUCUUUCCGGACGCGAUCGUGUUCCCGAUGUAUCUGGAAGACGCGCCGGAGCCCAUCCGCUACGGAAUGCUGGGCGCGGAGCUCGCCAGAGGCGCCGCGCAGGCGUACUUCGACAUCAUCCCGCGAAAGCACAUCCGCGGCUUACUGCAGUGCAUGCAGCGGGCGACCAAGGUGCACUCGCACCGCGAAGUCUCCACGCAGGCGUUGGUGGACUUGGCAUCCAUCGACGCUGCCUUCAAAGCCUUCGUCGACUCCGGCUUGGACGCCUCCGCCGAGUUGGCCGUGGCACCGGGGAUGACCGGCCGGCAACUUUUUUACGUGUCCUUCUGUUACUCUAUGUGCAGCACACUCAAACCGACAGACUUUGGCCGCUGUAACGACGUGCUCAGGAACACCUCUAACUUCGCGGACGCCUUCUCCUGUCCGGAGGGAAGCUAUAUGCGUCCGUCGAACCAGUGCACUAUCGCCUUCUGA
Dermacentor silvarum is the source of this 1716-nucleotide messenger RNA. RefSeq names its product neprilysin-1. Gene Ontology annotation, molecular function: metalloendopeptidase activity. Gene Ontology annotation, cellular component: plasma membrane. NCBI's taxonomy places the organism in Eukaryota, Metazoa, Arthropoda, Arachnida, Ixodida, Ixodidae. The transcript has a single exon. Gene Ontology annotation, biological process: protein processing. The record is from RefSeq and is a predicted model, not a curated record. The coding region runs from base 1 to 1716 and encodes 571 amino acids.